AAGAGUGUCCCCGUAGCUGUCGGGUAGAGCACACGGCUCGGCCGCGAUACGCGGAUUAUCCGCGCGGCUCGUUUAUUCCCGCGGUCGCAGCUACAACCACGACAAAAUCGGCCUACUGGCCCCUACCUCGAUGAUCCCCGUUUCGAUACCAGCAUCCACCGAUACCACGAUCGAUCCGCAACGAUCGACGUUUUAGGCGAAUCAUCGAAUGUGUCGUUAGUAGAGAGAACAGUGUAGUGGAUCUUCGAUUGUGUUUUCAAAUUCUCAUGGACGAUAGUGAAGAGAAAGUGAUUAACGAAGGAUGGUACAUAGUUUUAUGUUGAAACUGUUGGAAAUUGAAGGUAGAAGAUAACGAACGCGGGAAACUGGACAGAUUAUUUAAGAUUUUCAUAUCCUUUUCUUCGUAUUUUGUUAAAUCAAUCGGAGGUUUCUUUUCCUUCAUUUCUUCUUUCGAACGUAACAUUAGGGAUCGAUAUUUACGUUCGAUAAAUGUUUAGAAAUUCAUGUGCUCGACGCAGUGCCGAAGAACAGUUGCUUGCAGUUCUUCAAACGCGUCGGUCGAUGUUUAUACGCUCCACUCCGGCGUCGAGCACGUGAAUUUGUAUACAUUUACUAAUUCGUCUCGCUGGACGGAUUAUAAUUAUCAGUGUCGAAUCAAGUGGUACGAGAUAAUGAGUUUCGCGUGUGAUUCAAGAUAAUUGUGAUCGUUAACACGCGUGUAAAUCGCAUCGGUUACGAUCAAGAUUACCAUCGUUCGAAUCCGAUUUUCAGGAAUUUAUUUCUGAUCUAUCUAUCGUUCGGUUAUUCAAAUUUCAUUCCUCUAUCCUCGUCAAAUUAUUUGAUAAAGAGAUCGUUUUCAUUGGUGAGAAAUAAAUUCGUAAAAAUUCGUAAAAAUUUCAACCGAUCUAAUCCUUCAAAUCGCAUCGAACUUUGAACAAGAAGGGAUCGUCCAAGCCUGGUCUGCGUGGUUGGAAAUCGCUCGUGUAUUUGAAUAAACACGCGACAAGGGGAAGGAGAGAUCGAUGAGCGGCGAUAGAAUCGCGAAUAUCGCGAUAGUCUGUGCGGAGCUCGUGCCGAUAACGUAACGCGUUAUCGGUCCCGAUCGAAUCUGAUCGGCACACUGAUCAGGGCCACCUUGAAAUCGGUAGAGCGUAUUGGUGACGGUUGCGCGACGUUGAGUCGUUAUUUCGGCCCCGAAAACCGUCGGGAAAAUCGACCACCACCAGAAUGUGAUCGCACGUCGCGUCGACAAGUUUCUUCGUGAAUAAAAGACAAUUCAUGUAUAAAAAAAUAAGUGAUACGCGAAACGGAUCUCGUUUGAUUUCUGACAUGAGUUUGCUGUUAUGGAGACAACGAAGAGGCAGCCAACUGAAGGGGGAUCCAUCGUUAUCGUUGACAAGGGAGGAUGAGGAAUGGAGCGAUUCGGAGAAGACACCUUCGGUGAGCAGUGGCGUGGAGGGUGGUGGAUCGGCGGUUUCCAGUCCGAUCGCGCCGGUCGUCGAAGAGGAAUCGAACUUGCCGCCACCGCCGCGAUUGAACGCCUCUUCGUCGUCGGUUACGAUCGCCAAUUCGGCCGCUGAAGAUAUCAGAACGAGGCUGAGCGUACUGUCCGAAGACGCUCGGAAACGGUUGGCUAGUUUUACCGAAGACAUCGAGGUUGCCAGAAGCUUAAGAGACCGACAUGCCAGCUCGAGGCCGAAUCAAACGCGAGAAUCGAGUCCGAAAGACACGGACGAGGAAUCGAACCUAGUUGUGGUGAAAGAAGAGGACUGUCAACCGAGGUCGUCUUCUUCUUCGACGUCGUCGAUUAGAAGACGAGAAUCGGUAUGUAGGAGGGACUCGGAGGAUUCCUCGAGGCGAUCGAACGCGGAUGAUUCACCGUCCGAGAAGAAGCUUAAGCCCGACGACGAGGCAACACCAAGACUGAGACUGAAUGCUAGUCUGGCGACGGAUCCUGCUCUUCGGCCCGCCGCUGUAGCCGCGCUCACCGUCAAGCCGGAGAACACCUCGCCGCCGAAUCCUGUGCCACCUUUGCCAGCCGGACUUCAGAACGCAAUAGCCUCGGGUCGACUGUUCAUGCUGCCAACCGAUGGCAAAGAAACGAUCACCGUUGAACCCGCCAGGCCAGCGCCGUUGAUUUGUCCACCGUGUGGCAUCCGGUUCAGUUCAGCGAGCACUCUCGAAGCUCAUCGAACUUUCUACUGCGCCCAUCGGCCUCGGCUCGAAGAGGACACAGCGAACGAGGAGGACGAGGAGAAAUCGAACAAAUUCGAAGUAAGGAAAGCGUACGCUUGCCCUCACUGUUCCUACAGCGCGGACAAGAAGGUGUCGUUGAACAGACACAUGAGGAUGCACGCCGCCUCGCCGGCACCGCCUACGAUACCAACCGCGCCUACCACAGCCACCACCCCGGGAAGCGGAACAGCGACAACCUCGAACGGAUCGCUGAACGAAGAGGCGGAGAGAUAUUGCAGAAAUUGCGACAUUAGAUUCAGCUCGCUGAAGACUUACAGAGCGCACAAGACUCAUUAUUGCAGUACCAGGCACGUGGUUAAAGACACCCCACCGGCGGCUAGCGCGAGUUCCUCUUCGGUGAAAGCGUCUCCACCGACCAGCGCCAGUCCUGGUGAAUCCCCGCCGCCCCAGCCUUGCCUGGCACUGCCCACCAAUCCGAUCCUCAUCGUACCGUACUCCCUGUUCCGCGGAGCAAGCGUCCUGGCAGCGCCGACCUUGCCUGCGCCUGAUACCGCGUGCUUUCUUCUUCCAAACGGUCAUCUUCAACCGAUGACUAGAGGUCUCGCCGCCACAGCGCAAAACACCGUCGAUCCUCCGCCAGUUCUUCGAGCCGCGAACAAACCUACCACACCUGCAUCCGUGGUAGCAUCGUCCACGUCGCCACCUGGCUCGGCACCUCUCGAUCUAAGCGUCAGAAAAUCACCGGCGCACCAAGAUGAAAAGGAGAACAGGGUGUCGCCGGCACCCUCUUCUCUGCCCCCGCCACCUGGUAGCCCAAGAUCAAGAGGAAGCGGUAGUCCCAGAGCAAGGUCCAUCGGUUCUGCAGCAACCGCAGUUGGAACUGUUGCACCGCCACCGCCAACGGAGCUCGCUCUGAGACUAGCCGAGUUGCCGCCACCCCCGGUUCCUGGAGUCCUUGUCAAACAAGGUGUCUCGAGAUGCAAAGAAUGCAACAUAGUCUUCUGUCGGCACGAAAACUUCGUCGCCCAUAAGAAGCAUUAUUGUCAGGCGAGAGAGACGACGGUUAGCAGCAGUCCUCCGCCACCUGGUACGCCUUCGCCUCCUUUGGUUCAACUUAUCUGUGCCGCGUGCGGCAUCAAGUUCGCCUCCAUGGACAAUCUGGUAGCUCAUCAAGCGUUUUACUGUCCUAAGAGGGCAGAACCCCAGGAACAUCACUCGAGAUGUUCCAAAUGCAAGGCUAUAAUCGAGCCCGGAAGUACGCAUACCUGUUCAAGUGGACCCACCGGUGGUUGGAGAUGUCCAGUCUGCGGCGCGGUUAGUCCCACAGCCGGCGCUGCUCAGCGUCACAUGGACGCGCACCAGGGUGUCAAAGCUUUCAGGUGCACGAUAUGUCGAUACAAAGGAAACACGUUGCGCGGUAUGAGAACGCAUAUCAAGAUGCAUUUUGAAAAACGCGGUACCGACUUACAAGAGGAAAAUUAUAUAAUGUGCGUGCUCGACGACGAAACGGUUCUUCCUACACCGGAACCAGCUCCGGCCACCACUCCUGAGGAAAUCCCUGGGGAGGUGCAAGUGAACGGAAAGACGGAAGUUCGAAAGAGUCCGCAACCACCACCUCCACCACCGCCGCCCCCGCCAACGGUGACCGGCAAAGUAAAACAAGAACGAGAGGACACACCACCUCCGGAGGAAAGUCUCGACCCGAAUAAAAGCGGUCCCCGUUAUUGUAGAUCCUGCGACAUCAGCUUCAACUAUCUGAGCACGUUCAUUGCUCACAAGAAAUUCUACUGCUCCAGCCACGCCGGUGAAGCGAGCAACAACAACAACAACAAUAAUAAUAAUAAUUCGAGCAGCCACGCUACAACACCUCCAAGUGGCAGGACCGAGGCAUCCGUACUUUAAGACUCUCAGGACACGGCUAAUGUCAGCGAGACAACUAAUGGGACUGUUAAUUGUUGCCAGUUUAUACAUAUAUAUAUAUACAUAUAUAUAUAUAAAAUAUAAUAUAAUAUAAUUACAGAUUUAGUUGACAACCGUUGUGUGAUUUCUGUUGAUCCAGGGAAUUGUUUGUACUUAUAAGUUCAAUUAGCCAACGUGUAUAUACGCGUACGUGAACGCGACGAGGAACUGCGUAAAGGAUAAGCGAAAUUAGUUAGAGCGAGAACAAGUACAGUGAUCGUAUUCACGUUUGCUAGUUCGCUUUUGGUUCGUCUAGGUAUGUUCGAUGUAGGAUCGCGUAUUAAAAUGUAUAAGAAGACAAUGAAAUACCAAAGUGGAACUAGCAAAUGGAGAACACAGCGUCUUGCAUACGAAGGAUCGUGGUUGUGAUUAUGUUUGCGUGCAGUUGGUCCUCGAAAGCCACGAUCGAACCAUACAAAAGGUGUGCAAUCUCAUGACUCUUUAAUAAUCUCGUAGUUUUAACUGAUUAUCGACAACAUACCUAAGGAAUUACGAAAAAUAAUGAAUGUAAAAUGUUGUACAGUAGACGAGUAGAGUAUUACGGAACGAUAUAAGUAGUUAUCCUGAAUGAUACCAAUUCCCAGCUUGUGCAAAAAUGCUAAGUUGCAAUAUGACAUUUAAUAUAUUAUAUAUAAAUAUAAAUAAAUAAUUUCAUGUCCAUAAAAAUCGCGCUCAUACUAUCGACGAGUAAGUACGUUGAUAAAUUGUAUCCAGACUGCCAUAGAAAGAUUCGCUUGCCAACAGAUACUGUCGUGGAACAGCUAAAGAACUAAACGAGCCCUAGUAUUCCCCUCGAAUUCAGGAUACGAUAUUUAAUUGGAUUCUUACCAACGCAUUUGCUUCGUUACAUUACAAUCAAAAGAAAGCAUCGCGUGUAUGUACUUGUUAACAAGUUACGAUCCGUUGCGAGCGCGUAAAUGUAAAAAUUAGAAUUAAGGCCAGUGUUACACGUAUACGCAAGCGUACUAUUCAUAUCAUUAUAAACAAGUUCGUUUAAAAAAACAUGAAUUUCUUCGCGUGUGAGUUUUGAUGAUGAUGAUGAUGAUGAGAGAGAAAGAAUGAAUGAACGGGUGAACGUAACUUGAACGUUGUCAUAGAACAAUGCAACGUAUUUGAAAAAUCUCAGUUAUAUAAAAUUGUUUUCAUAUUUUGGCGAGUAGCAUAGUCAGAUAAACGCGAAUGUUCGCAAAUACUUUUAUAAAGUAAUUGUUAUAUUAUUUACGGGCCUUCUGCUAAUUACCGUUUAAAGUAAAGCAAGAGUCACCGGUAUUCCAGCAAAAAUAAAUGCAAAAGAUUUGAUAACAACACAUUACAGAUGAGAUACUUUAUUGCUAAACAAUUUGUAAAUCUCUAUCUGGUACUUCCAACAAUUUGUUACACAUUAUAAACCUGGUAUAUCAUUAUAUGCCAUAUCGUCGAAAA
This is a messenger RNA of Osmia bicornis bicornis, 5577 nucleotides long. RefSeq names its product zinc finger protein ush (gene ush). The transcript is spliced from 8 exons. Gene Ontology annotation, molecular function: RNA polymerase II-specific DNA-binding transcription factor binding. The record is from RefSeq and is a predicted model, not a curated record. NCBI's taxonomy places the organism in Eukaryota, Metazoa, Arthropoda, Insecta, Hymenoptera, Megachilidae. The coding region runs from base 1279 to 4098 and encodes 939 amino acids. Gene Ontology annotation, biological process: heart development; cell differentiation; positive regulation of transcription by RNA polymerase II. Gene Ontology annotation, cellular component: nucleus.